Salvelinus sp. IW2-2015 is the source of this 1482-nucleotide messenger RNA. RefSeq names its product grass carp reovirus (GCRV)-induced gene 2o (gene gig2o). NCBI's taxonomy places the organism in Eukaryota, Metazoa, Chordata, Actinopteri, Salmoniformes, Salmonidae. Gene Ontology annotation, cellular component: cytoplasm. The record is from RefSeq and is a predicted model, not a curated record. Gene Ontology annotation, molecular function: NAD+ poly-ADP-ribosyltransferase activity.
UGUUUAGUUGUCCGAAAAUGUCGGAAACAUUAACUUGCUUGACCAUGCUGUAGGUCAUGUAACGCCUACGCAGUUUGGAGUCCACGGGGGUGCAAAACGAGUGCGCCCAUGAGAUGAGAAAGAAAACUAGGGAAUGGUCAACAUGUACUUCUUCACCCUACAAUCUAAAGGGUGAUGACAGGUUUGAAUGAAAUAAAAACUGAGGAAGAACAUGGUUGAGUAGGCCCUUUAUUCAUGGGGAUUUAAAAGGACAGAAGGCGGCAGUUGUGGCUGUGCAUGUAUUCUGGAAUACAUUUGACUAGCUUAUGAUCAUUGCCGAAACAAUUGCAUUUUUCUAUUCAAGAAAUGUUAGGCCUACAUGAAAAACGAUACUUUCAGCGGUGGUAUCAUCUUUUUUUUCCUUUUAAGUUUUUGUUGUUGGAACGAUUUCUUGAAGAAUAAAUAGGCUUAUAGGCUGGCUAAAUGCAUGACAAGCCGAGGGGUGUGUGUCACUUUAAGAACUUGAAUGGAAAAGUAAAGAAGGGUUUGUAUAACAGGGCAUACUAGAGAAUCAAAAGUGAAAGUAUAGUGAUCCUAUGCGGUGCAAUAGCCUCAACUUUAUAUUUGGCUGUACUUCCAACAGAUACCGACUAUGGAACUAGAAGAGAUCACUUUUUCUGGCUGGACUGCGAUUGAGGAGAAGAAGCUCCAUGCAGGCGAGAAGCCCAAAGACGAGAAAGUUUACACCAUGUACCAUGGCACGUAUCUCAAGUAUGUCCAGCGUAUUAUCACCAGUGGGUUCCAACGCUCCAGCGAUGGGAUGUUGGGGCCAGGGGUCUACGUGAGCCGUAAUAUCGACAAAGCAAAGUGUUACCCGCUGAAUGCUGACAAAAACGAAGCGAUAGUGUUGAAGUUAAAGGUGCGGGUUGGCAAGGUGAAGAAGAUCGACAUUGAUAACCAUCCGCUUCAGAAGUCAUGGCACCAGCACGGUUACGACAGUUGCUGGGUGCCACCAAACUGUGGCGUUACUGCUAUUAAAUCUGGCCGUGAAGAGGAUUGCGUCUGGGAUCCCGCCCGGAUUGUGGUGGUGGAUGUGGCCUGCUGUCUGGACGAUAAAAGGCGCUGGGACCUCCGAAAGCAAAUACGCGGCAUGAAUAACCAUGGCGCAAAGGAUGGGUGCAGCCAGUGCCACCAGAAUACCUCAAACACUGGGUCUCACCCUGUCCAAAGCUGCUGGGAAUGCACGAAACAGAUUUGCCCCUUUCAGAAGAAGCAUGUGUGCAACAAGUAACAAGGCUACUUGCACAAACAACUAGUCCUACUUUGCGUGGCCUGUCUCGCUUUUGACCCAUCACCCAAUGUGACCUUGCAUACCAUAUCAAAUUAAGCUGGUUGUCGAUGUCAUGUUUUAAUGUAUUUUGUGUAAUCAUUGCAACCUAAUUGUAUUGGAAUCGAAUUUGUUAACUGACUUGCCUGGUUAAAUAAAGGUUCAAUUGUAUUUGA